UCCGCGCUGGGACUGGUUCCUUCGCAGCCAUUUUCUGUCCAACCAAACAGCCGAUUGGAGACGGGAGCCAACCAGGGCUGCAUUGGAGGUAGGCAUUGGGCAGACACUAGACGCCUUUUGGGGAAGGUGUUGGUGAGCAGCACUGGCACCGCGGCUCGCGCUAGCAGUGUUUCAUGAGAAUGGAUGGUGAUAGUUCGACCACAGACGCUUCGCAGCUGGGCAUUUCUGCAGACUACAUUGGAGGGAGCCACUACGUCAUACAGCCCCACGAUGAUACUGAGGACAGCAUGAAUGAUCAUGAAGACACAAAUGGCUCAAAAGAAAGUUUCCGAGAACAAGAUAUCUAUCUUCCAAUUGCAAAUGUGGCUAGGAUAAUGAAGAACGCCAUACCUCAAACAGGAAAGAUUGCGAAAGAUGCCAAAGAAUGUGUUCAAGAGUGUGUGAGUGAGUUUAUUAGCUUUAUAACAUCUGAAGCAAGUGAGAGGUGCCAUCAGGAGAAACGGAAGACAAUCAACGGGGAAGACAUUCUCUUUGCCAUGUCCACCCUGGGCUUUGACAGCUACGUGGAGCCUCUGAAACUGUACCUGCAGAAAUUCAGGGAGGCUAUGAAAGGAGAGAAAGGAAUUGGUGGAGCAGUCACAGCCACAGAUGGACUGAGCGAAGAGCUCACCGAGGAGGCGUUCACUAACCCGUUACCAGCUGGCUUAAUAACUGCAGACGGUCAACAACAAAAUGUCAUGGUUUAUACAACAUCAUAUCAACAGAUUUCUGGUGUUCAACAAAUUCAGUUUUCAUGAUCUGAAGAAAUGAUGGGCUGGGAGUGUAGAGAUGAGAGUCUGAUUCUGGAACUGAGACAUUGGAAGACAGUGACUGGUGAAAAAAAUGUCUCUUUGUACAUUCAAAAGCUGUAAUGUAGCUUCCUGAUGCUUGACUAAUUGAGGUGUUAAUUCUAACUUGAGAAUCUUUUUCAUGAAUGAUUUUAAAGGAAAAUUUGGAUUUUAAAGGUAUUAAAAUAUUUUUGUUUUGUACGAGAGUUUGUUGCGCUGUAUGACUCCUGUAUGCAUUGUAUAUUGCAAUUUAUUACUGUCAGAGAUUUGUAGACAGUUUCUUAUUUUCAUAUUGAAUCAUGUUACUUUUGUAAUUCAAGUAAGCAGCUGGGUUAAUUCAUGAUGUUUGCUCUUUUAAUAAAAUAUAAGGGUAGAGUUCAUUUUGAAUGUAAGUUGCCUUUGUUAUAAAUUUGAGUUUGUCUUGGCUAUAGAUAUUAUCUUGCAUGGUAACCUAGCUAGGUUUUUAGCAUUUGCCAUAUCUAUUAAGGUUAAUUUUUUUGGGUAAACCAUUCAAAGUUGCACCAUUUUAAAAAUGUAACUGAAGAAUUUGUGAAUGCAGAAGUUAUUGUCUGCCCUAUUAAACUCGGUGCCCAUUAACAGUGUUUACACUGUUCAUUGUGCCUGUUAACGUAGUUUUACUUAUUACAGCUUUUGUUAAGACUAGAUUUUGACUUACUUUGUAGCAAGUAUUAGAAUUCACUGAAGUUUGACAUAGUUCUAGAACCCUCCAAAGGGUGCCCCUUUCAUUUGGUGUAUGAUUUUUUUUUUCAAAGCAUAUCUUCAAGUAUUAUAGUAUCCUCUUCCAGAAGAGGAAUUUUAUCUUUUUUUUUUUUUAAUUGAAAUGUCGUUUCCUAUUGUGCUAUGGGAACCAGGAAACAUUGGACAUCAUGUGUACAGACCUUUUGCACGGUGAAUGAAUGAGAAUGAAAACAGAGUGAGUGCUAGGGACAGUGUGGAAGAAAGCCUCGACCUCGUGUGCUGUUUUGCUCUUGGCAAUAAACUAAGAUAGUGUGACUUUGUAUGAUCCAGUGGUAUGUACUUGGUUGUUUCUUUUUUAAGAUAAGGACUUAUAUUUUCUCAUCUUAUUCUCUUAGUGGUUUUUUUCCCCCCAAUUUUAAUAUCACAAGUUACUAUUGCCUACUUUGCCAAAAGGAGGUUUGAGUGAACGAGGCCUUUGAAGGACACUCAAAUUCACUAGGCAAAAUGAGUCUCUCCUGACUGCCAGGAGCCUUCAGGGCACAAGUUGGCUACUCUAGGUAGUAAUUCCCUUCCCCUAGACCCUUGUUUGAAAAUAAUCUGCAUUAUGGAAAAUUCAAAUAGGAGUAAAAGGGAUGGGUAGUUAAGUAGAAUCAAUUAUCAUCCUACUGUGUUGAAAAAACCAAUGUUGAUAUUUUGAUAAAUAUCAUUUGUCUUUUUACUUUGCAAAAUAUGUAUAUUUUUAUAAAAUGGGCUCAUUGUGCAUACCAUUUUGUAAUCUGCUUUUUCCACUUAACAGUAUAUUGUGAAUGUCUUUGCCAGUCACACACAUAAUCUUCAACAGUCUCUGUUGGUUUAUAAUUCUAUUGUAUGAUUGAAUCAUAAUUUAUUUACUGGGCAUUUUGACUAUUUACAUCUUCUCAGUUAUAAAGAGCAGUUCACUGAAA
Messenger RNA from Ochotona curzoniae (black-lipped pika), 2470 nucleotides. RefSeq names its product nuclear transcription factor Y subunit beta (gene NFYB). The record is from RefSeq and is a predicted model, not a curated record. The transcript is spliced from 8 exons. Gene Ontology annotation, biological process: regulation of transcription by RNA polymerase II. Lineage: Eukaryota; Metazoa; Chordata; Mammalia; Lagomorpha; Ochotonidae. Gene Ontology annotation, molecular function: protein heterodimerization activity; DNA-binding transcription activator activity, RNA polymerase II-specific; RNA polymerase II cis-regulatory region sequence-specific DNA binding. Gene Ontology annotation, cellular component: nucleus; CCAAT-binding factor complex. Bases 174 to 797 code for a protein of 207 amino acids.